Messenger RNA from Leopardus geoffroyi (Geoffroy's cat), 2125 nucleotides. RefSeq names its product HCK proto-oncogene, Src family tyrosine kinase (gene HCK). The transcript has 13 exons. Gene Ontology annotation, cellular component: extrinsic component of cytoplasmic side of plasma membrane. The record is from RefSeq and is a predicted model, not a curated record. Gene Ontology annotation, biological process: innate immune response; protein phosphorylation; cell surface receptor protein tyrosine kinase signaling pathway. Lineage: Eukaryota; Metazoa; Chordata; Mammalia; Carnivora; Felidae. Gene Ontology annotation, molecular function: ATP binding; signaling receptor binding; non-membrane spanning protein tyrosine kinase activity. Bases 296 to 1801 code for a protein of 501 amino acids.
GCGGCUAAGGAGCCCAGAUGGCCUGUGGGUGCCACGGCGUUGCUGGUCCCUGCCCGGGCGCACCGCCGGGGCCUAGAGGCGAGCGGGAGAGGACGCGGGCAGUUCUGCGCCAGGGGAGCCGGAGAAGCCCCGCGGCGCCCGGCGAGGCCCCUCAGGGCGUCAUCCUUGCCUCUCGAAAGUCAGCCCGUCUCCCUUAGGGAACGGGCGCCCCGGGACGCCGGGGGCUGCUGAGCUGGGGGGGGGCUCGAGCUGCGAGGAUCCGGGCUGCCCGCAGGACGAGGAGCGGGAGCCCAGGAUGGGAUGCAUGAAGUCCAAGUUCCUCCAGGACAGAGGCAAGGUCUCAAAAACCGAGCCCAGUGCCCUGCACAGCCCCGUAUAUGUGCCGGAUCCCACGUCUGCGGGCAAACGGCGGCCUGACAACAACAACGACAACCCACCAGGGUCGACGGAGGGUCCUGACGACAUCACUGUGAUUGCCCUGUAUGAUUACAAGGCCAUUCACCAUGAAGACCUCAGUUUCCAGAAGGGAGAUAAAAUGGUGAUCCUGGAAGAGUCUGGGGAGUGGUGGAGGGCUCGAUCCCUGGCCACCGGGAAAGAAGGCUACAUUCCAAGCAACUAUGUCGCCCGCGUUGACUCCCUGGAGACAGAGGAGUGGUUCUUCAAGGGCAUCAGCCGGAAGGAUGCGGAGCGCCAACUUCUGGCCCCGGGCAACAUGCUGGGUUCCUUCAUGAUCCGGGACAGCGAGACCACCAAAGGAAGCUACUCUUUGUCAGUGCGAGACUACGACCCCCAGCACGGGGACACGGUGAAACAUUACAAGAUCCGGACCCUGGACAGCGGGGGCUUCUACAUCUCCCCACGGAGCACCUUCAACACCCUGCAGGAGCUGGUGGCUCACUACAAGCAGGGGAGUGAUGGACUCUGCCAGAAGCUGAUAGUGCCCUGCGUGUCCUCCAAGCCCCAGAAGCCAUGGGAGAAAGAUGCCUGGGAGAUCCCACGGGAAUUACUCAAGCUAGAGAAGAAACUUGGAGCCGGGCAGUUUGGGGAAGUCUGGAUGGCCACCUACAACAAGCACACCAAGGUGGCCGUGAAGAUGAUGAAGCCAGGGAGCAUGUCCGUGGAUGCCUUCCUGGCAGAGGCCAACCUGAUGAAGACUCUGCGGCAUGAUAAGCUGGUGAAACUGUAUGCAGUGGUCACCAAGGAGCCCAUCUACAUCAUCACAGAGUUCAUGGCCAAAGGAAGCCUGCUGGACUUCCUGAAAAGCGUAGAGGGCAGCAAGCAGCCAUUGCCAAAGCUCAUCGACUUCUCAGCGCAGAUUGCAGAAGGCAUGGCCUUCAUCGAGAAGAGGAACUACAUUCACCGAGAUCUCCGAGCCGCCAACAUCCUGGUCUCUGCGUCCCUGGUGUGCAAGAUUGCCGACUUUGGCCUGGCGCGUGUCAUUGAGGACAAUGAAUACACGGCCCGGGAAGGGGCCAAGUUCCCCAUCAAGUGGACAGCUCCUGAGGCCAUCAACUUUGGCUCUUUUACCAUCAAAUCAGACGUCUGGUCCUUUGGUAUUCUGCUGAUGGAGAUCGUCACCUAUGGCCGGAUCCCUUACCCAGGGAUGUCAAACCCUGAGGUGAUCCGGGCACUGGAGCAUGGAUACCGGAUGCCUCGACCCGAGAACUGCCCCGAGGGACUCUACAACAUGAUGACACGCUGCUGGAAGAACCGCCCUGAGGAGCGGCCCACCUUCGAAUAUAUCCAGAGCGUGCUGGAAGACUUCUACACGGCCACGGAGAGCCAGUACCAACAGCCAUGAUGGGUGGAGCCUGGGCAGGGCCGAGUACCCAGCUGACGCCCAAGAGGUGGUUCCAGCGCCAUCUGCCUGGUGCCUGCUUGUGCUUCCCACUCCCGGACACCCACCCUCGUCCCAGCCACGGCGCCUCAUCUGUCAGGUGGGUGGGCUGAACUGGACAAUCUCGUUUUGACUCUAGCGAUCUCCAGUCUGCUAUCCUCAGGAGACCCCAAGUUGAUAUUUCUUCUAGUGCCUGGGACAGCUGGGUUCCGGUUACAGCUGUGGUUUGGACGGGAAACUUUUAAAAAUCAUGAAAUAAAUAUUUAAGUAAAAGAUACAAAUGCUAAA